AUGGCGAUGCGCAGCAAUUUUUUGUGUAGGUUAGAGGUAUACAGGGGGCCUAAUGAAUGUACCCUCCGCUCAUUUAGUAUAGAGGAAGCUCCAAGUACUAUACUCGAGAUGGUUAACUUACUUAAAAGUUACGACCUUCGCCUGCAACAUGGUACCUUCGAGCUUACCGCUGCUCAUGGUCAGGAUGAAGCGCCCCGCAAGCUGCUCAGCGAUGAUGAUGUGGUGGCAUUCUUUUCAGUGCAUAGUUGCCCUUGUUUUGUGUUCACGGCGGUUAUAGAUCAUUGUGAUAGCGGCGUGGGAAGCUCAAUGCUGGUGGAUGACCCGCUCGUACUGUUAUCCAUUCAACACUCGGAUGGAGGGGUCCCAACUACGAAACGUUUUAUUCCCCCUCGUCGCGAGAUCUGGAAGGCUCUCUUGGUAGCGGUCCGUGGCGCUAUUCAGCAAGUUUUGUUGCCAGGACAGCAACUAACCUUGUUCUCCACUGAAGGCAACGGUAAGGCGUUGACUGAGAUAUGCAGCGAGGAGGCAGCUGCUCUACUUAUAAGAUCGUGUAUGGCGCAACGAAGCGUUUGCCAUCUUACAUAUAAUAUUGGCAGAGGCGACACCGGAGCCAAGGUGGUAGGAGCGACUCUAGCUGAAGUUGACAAGAAGGAAGAUAAAAACAAAGUUCCCAUAUCCACAAAGAACGAUAACGAUCAACUUCCCACUUGUGCGGUCGUUAACGCGCGUUCAAAAAAUAUGGACCAGAAUUUGCCCCCUGAACCAGCCAAGGCAGAAACUGUGAAACCAGUGGCAGUCCCUGAACCAGCCAAGGCAGAAACUGUGAAACCAGUGGCAGUCCCUGAACCAGCCAAGGCAGAAACUGUGAAACCAGUGGCAGUCCCUGAACCAGCCAAGGCAGAGACUGUGAAACCAGUGGCAGUCCCUGAACCAGCCAAGGCAGAGACUGUGAAACCAGUGGCAGUCCCUGAACCAGCCAAGGCAGAAACUGUGAAACCAGUGGCAGUCCCUGAACCAGCCAAGGCAGAGACUGUGAAACCAGUGGCAGUCCCUGAACCAGCCAAGGCAGAAACUGUGAAACCAGUGGCAGUCCCUGAACCAGCCAAGGCAGAAACUGUGAAACCAGUGGCAGUCCCUGAACCAGCCAAGGCAGAAACUGUGAAACCAGUGGCAGUCCCUGAACCAGCCAAGGCAGAAACUGUGAAACCAGUGGCAGUCCCUGAACCAGCCAAGGCAGAAACUGUGAAACCAGUGGCAGUCCCUGAACCAGCCAAGGCAGAAACUGUGAAACCAGUGGCAGUCCCUGAACCAGCCAAGGCAGAGACUGUGAAACCAGUGGCAGUCCCUGAACCAGCCAAGGCAGAAACUGUGAAACCAGUGGCAGUCCCUGAACCAGCCAAGGCAGAGACUGUGAAACCAGUGGCAGUCCCUGAACCAGCCAAGGCAGAGACUGUGAAACCAGUGGCAGUCCCUGAACCAGCCAAGGCAGAAAUUGUGGAGAAGCCAAAUUUAUCAUUGGCCGUGAGUGUAUUUCUAAAAGACCGGGAUCCGAAUGCCUUCGCUAUGAAGAAAUCCCCUGCUUUACGGGACAGUGAAAUAGGAUCAGGAAGAUUACUGGAACCGCUUUUUACGAAGGAUGUUUUGGUUGGGGAGGGAAAUGCUGCUUCGCGUCCGUGGAAUAAUGCGAAAGUUCUCCCUACUGGGUUUAAGGGCGGGGAUGGGGAUGCAGUGACGGCAAAAAAUGGCAAGGGAGCCGAUGAAUCACCAUUGACUUCAAAAAACGCAACGGAAUGUAUCAGCGGGAAGAAAAAUUGCUCCGAUGUUGAGGAGGAGCUUCCUAACGAGGUAGUGGUUGAGGUCGCGUGUUCAUUGGAAAAGAAGGCUCCUGUUCGCUUUUUUUUAACGUGGAAGAAAGCGUCACCAAAGGUGUUUGAGUCAUUCCGGAACGAAUGCCUGAACGCCCUUCAUUUAACUGAUAUGGACAACAUAAUUAUUUAUGAUAGUAAUGGUGUUCCGUUAUGCAACCCCAGUGGCGUUACUGCAAUGGUGGGGGAGGCAAUAAGGAAGAAACGCAGCUGUAUUAACGUUACUGCGGUAAGGGGUCACCCUUGUACGAGUGGUCUUCCCUUGCAAUGUCUCUUCACAUGGGGGACACAACAGGUAAUGCGGGCAUUGGUACUUCGUCCAGGCUGUGCAUUGGAGGACAUGCGCUCUGCCCUUGCGGAAGAAUGUGGGUUGAAGGAAAAAGAUAUGGGUGAGUUGAGUUUUCGCCUUGUGGAAAGGGGGGAAUUAGAUGACAUGGAGUUAACGCCCGACAAUGUAUACAAGGAACUGAAGAGGGUUGCCGAAAACAGCUGUGUUGUGCGUAUCGCGAUUCUGGACAGGCGCCGUACAUCAUUGAUAGCUUUCGUUGUUCGAACUUUAUGUGACGCCGCGUCCGCAUUUGCUGCUGAAGUUGAGCACGUAUUUGGUGGUCACUUUACAGAAAUGGAUGUGGUACCAAUAUUAACAAGGUGCUGUGACUUGUCCCCGUUAGAGGGUGAUGUAAAACGAUAUGUUGACGCGGUUAUUUCGAAUUUGGAGGGUUCACAGGUUCUGAGAAGUGACAAUGUGGUAAAAGCUGUGUUGGAUCCAGUGUCGAUUUGCGGCGAAGAAGUUGCGCUAUCAUUUUUGAAUCGCUGCAUUGCAGUGACUGAGCUCAUGUCGUCUCAUCGACCCUUUGAGGUGCUGAUGCGAUUCUUUCGCCGCCUCUAUAGAUCUAUCGAGUAUCCAGAGAGGACAGAAAGUGGUGUUCCCCUCAAUGUUGUCACACGGCAACUCGCCUAUGCCGGGUUAUCUGACGCUAGGUGGUUGUUGUUUCGCGACCAGCCCUUUUCAUCAGUAGUACAUGAGAAGGAUUUUGUUGAAAUGUUGCAACGAGUCUAUGCGGGAAACCCCAGCUUAGUGUGCCGGGUUGCCGUCGCAUGUCGACUCUCCGGAAUCAGCAGCCUAAAAAGUCGUCGUGUGAUGGCAAAGGAGGAGCGAGAUGUUCGACGACAGCAUUGCCGUAAGGAGAUCGCACACGCGUUUGACGGUAUCCGACCUGAUGAAGUGAUGGCUUAUAUUCAUCAUUAUAGAUUGCAUGGAAAGCCUAAUCACUGUUGCCUUUUAGGUACGGUGAGCACUCUGCUUGCCAACUGCUCGGAGAGACUGUCGUCCCAAUGGUUUGUUGAACGUGUCACACAGAGAUGCUCCGUAACGAUGGAGACAAUGCUGCAAAAUUUCGAGGACGCACAGAUUCCUCUUCCUUUAUUAUAUCAACUUUGUUGGGACGUUCUUCGGCCUGAACUCCAUCACCUCACUCUCUUACCUGAGUCACAUGUGGCUAGUGCAUUUGCAUAUUGGGCAAUGUUUGCUGUUCAAUUGCUUUGCAUUAACCGCAAUUUAGAGUUCCCACCCGUUCCACUUGUGGACUUAAAAGAAUUUACGUGGGUUGUUCCAGAGAAGGCCUCCGCAGAUACCGUUACGGAUGAGGCGGACGGUGCCGUUGCUAUUGCCCUUCCAACCCCACAACCUGCAGGUGUGGCGAAGAAAAAGAUCAAAUACAAGUACAGUUAUCUCUGCCACGACCUGCGGCGAGAUCAGCGCUUCUUACCAAUGAUACGGUAG
This is a messenger RNA of Trypanosoma brucei brucei TREU927, 3648 nucleotides long. RefSeq lists its product as hypothetical. Bases 1 to 3648 code for a protein of 1215 amino acids. The record is from RefSeq and is a predicted model, not a curated record. Gene Ontology annotation, biological process: cell differentiation. Lineage: Eukaryota; Euglenozoa; Kinetoplastea; Trypanosomatida; Trypanosomatidae. The transcript has a single exon.